Medioppia subpectinata is the source of this 594-nucleotide messenger RNA. Lineage: Eukaryota; Metazoa; Arthropoda; Arachnida; Sarcoptiformes; Oppiidae. The record is from the annotation of a GenBank genome assembly.
GAGCCGAAUCACAAUUCAUUGCAAAUUGAAGUGUUUGUGACAGUAUUGCUAAAUUUGGCCUCAAAAUCAUUUACGCAUUGUUUUUCAGCAAUUGCUAAAUAUCAUUCGGCAUUUAUGGCGCUCAAGACCUCAGAAGAAGCGCAGAUCUCUAUUUUGAGUACAAUUUUUGAAGUUUGGAGAAAACAUCAACAGUUAUUGGUUAUUCUCAUCAGUAAAUUAUUGAAAUCAGAAGUGAUUGAAUGCUCUUCUGUUGCCAAUUGGCUCUUCUCUAAAGAGAAUUCAUCGGAAUUUAUGAAAUCAUACAUUUGGGAAAUUCUAAACCAAACCAUACAAAAGUCUAUAAGAAGUGUUGAAUCACUUGAAAAAGAAUUGGAAGAAUCGAAAGAAAAAUUACGAAAGAAAUGUGAAUCACAGGGAAAGAGCUUUAAGAGUCAUUGGUUUCGCUGGACUAUCGGACGACUCCAACAGGUCUUCUUUGAGCAUCACAACCAUGUCUUCAAAUAUCUGUCAACAUUCGAGACCCUAUUAUUUACGGCUGAUUUGGAUCAACACAUUCUUCUCAUAUUCAAACAGUUCUGCGCUCUUAGGAAUUGA